AUGGGGCCAGACAUCAGUAUUAUUUUGAAAGCUCUUCAGCUCACCCGGAGGCACAAAGCCGGAAAAGCCAACUUCCCCAAGGUUGGUCGGAAGCGCGGCCGCGACCCCCACAGCCUGGGGAAGGAGGUGCCCGAGGCUUCCGCCGCGCUCUGGGCUGGGGCGGGGUCACGGGGGGGCGGGGCCCUGUCGGGGCCGCGGGGCGGGGCAGCUCCGCCCGUCAGCACCCGUCCCUCUCCCGGCCCGCCCUCAGGCCGCGUCCCCGCCAGCCCUGCCGACGUGGCGGGGCGGGACCCGGCGGGCGCUCCCGCGCGCACUCGGCCGCCUGAGCGGGCUGGAGACAAAGCAGAAAGCACCAACAUGCCCAAUAGUGAUACCUUACCCAAAGAUGCAGAAGCUCACUGUGAUUCAGCUACGAUUUCAAAUGAGCUAACGCCAGCUGACCCCAGAGGAGAUGUGCGUGAAAAUGCGGCUGUUCAGGGUGCAGAGACUGCUGACACUGGACUCACUGAGCAGCCCAAAGACCCCGGUCCCGUGGAGCACCCCCCCAAUGGAGAAGUGACUGAGGAUGCCCUUGCUGAAUGCAUUGACUCCGUCAGCCUUGAGGGAGAACCUGGAUCUGAAAUACCCCUGAAAGAACAGAGUAAUCCGGCCGUGGAUUCCUCUCCACAUGGAGGGGGCUGGGCAGGCUGGGGCUCCUGGGGCAAAUCUCUGCUCUCAUCAGCAUCUGCCACAGUAGGUCAUGGGUUGACAGCCGUCAAGGAAAAAGCAGGGGCCACCCUCCGGAUUCAUAGUGUGAAUUCUGGCUCUUCCGAAGGGGCCCAACCUGAUACUGCAAAUGAAAUCCCUCAAAUAGCAGUUGCAGCCGCAGAUCAGAGGCCUGCAGAAAGCCCACCCACUUCUCCUUCAUCGGGGUCUCGGGGCAUGCUGUCAGCCAUCACCAAUGCGGUUCAGAACACAGGUAAAAGUGUCUUAACAGGUGGUCUUGAUGCUCUGGAAUUCAUUGGCAAGAAAACUAUGAAUGUCCUUGCAGAAAGUGACCCAGGUUUUAAGCGGACCAAGACACUCAUGGAGAGAACCGUUUCCUUAUCUCAGAUGUUGCGGGAAGCCAAGGAGAAGGAGAAGCAGAGGCUGGCACAGCAGCUCACGGCCGAGAGGACCGCACACUACGGGAUGCUGUUUGAUGAGUAUCAGGGUUUGUCACACCUGGAAGCCCUGGAAAUUCUGUCCAAUGAAAGCGAAAGCAAGGUUCAGUCAUUUUUAGCAUCACUUGAUGGAGAGAAGCUGGAAGUCUUAAAAAAUGACCUAAUUUCCAUUAAAGAUAUCUUUGCAGCCAAAGAAUUAGAGAAUGAAGAGAAUCAAGAAGUGGAAGGGAUAGAAGAAAAGGGAGAAGAAUUUGCUAGCAUGCUUACAGAGCUUCUCUUUGAAUUGCAUGUUGCGGCCACGCCUGACAAACUCAAUAAGGCCAUGAAAAAAGCUCAUGACUGGGUGGAAGAGGAUCAAACUGUGGUGCCAGUAGACGUGGCUGAAGAGUCAGAGGACAAAACAGAGAAGGAAGAAAAGGAAGAGAAACCUGAAAACCCCGAAGAAGACAAGAAGGAAGAAAGGAAAACUAAGACAGUCGAGGAAGCAUAUAUGCAGUCCAUCGAAAGCCUGGCAGAAGUAACAGCUCGCUGUAUUGAGCAGCUUCAUAAAGUAGCAGAAUUAAUUCUUCAUGGCCAAGAAGAGGAAAAACCAGCUCAGGACCAAGCAAAAGUUCUGAUAAAAUUAACUACUGCAAUGUGCAAGGAAGUGGCCUCCUUAUCAGAGAAGUUUACAAAUUCUUUAACCACUGUUGGGAGCAACAAGAAGGCUGAGGUCCUUAACCCCAUGAUCAAUAGUGUAUUGUUAGAGGGCUGCAAUAGCACCACAUACAUACAGGAUGCCUUCCAGCUGCUGCUGCCUGUCCUGCAGGUUUCACACAUCCAGACCAGUCGUUCCAAAGCACAGCCAUGACCUGGCCAGACUCCAUCUAGUUAAAGGAAACAGCAGGCCCUGUUGCUCUGAUAUAUACCAUUUCAUGGAAUGUUUUCGACACAUCUGACCACAGAUGCCUGUUUGGAGACACUACAAGCAAUUUUGCACAGACAGAUUGAGAAUGCAAGUUCAAAGACAAUAUCAUUUCUCUUAAUGUAUAUGGUUGUUUUUACAAGUAAUUAUGUUUCCUUUAUGUUAAUUUAAAUUUACAUGGCUUUGUAUUAAUAAUUUCCUUUAUCUGGAGUUCACUCAAAAUAUUCACUUCUAUUUUCCUGGUCAAGCAUGUUGUAUUUGGAAAUUCAUGGGCAGACCCAAGACUUUAAAUUUCCACUUUUAAAUUUCCCAUUUUUAUAGUAUGACUUAAAAUCAAUUCUUAUCCUAAACUUAGUUUUGUUAUAUUAAUGCCACCUUCAGAGAUAACACUACUCAUAGAUAUUACCUAUUACGGUGAAAGAGGAACGUAAGUAUCUGUUUAUAGUCAUGUAUUCUCAGAACAAGCAUUUAUUGAGCUCCUACUGUGUGCUCACAAUAGAGGAACAUGAUCUCACCCCAGUAUAGACAGAUAUUCUGAGAGAGGAUUUAUAAUAAUUCUUUAAAUGCUUUAAAAUACUACUAACUUUUCUAAACCCUAAAAAAUUUGAAGAACAAGGUAAAUUAGUGUUUUUUUUAAAUGUUCUACCCUUCAACUGAUUGUACUUUUUUAUCCCAAACUUUACAUAUGGGAUGAAAAUACAUAUGAAACGGGAUACUAAAGAAUAUUUUGUUUAAAAUUGAAUCCUUGUGACCAUAAGUACAUAAUAGCACAAUCAUAAAGCUUGUAAGUAUUCAGAUAGAAAAUUAAGGGAAUUACAACAGAGUAGACCCCCAGGACUGCAUUUUUAAAUCUACUACAGUUGAGUCAAGCUGUUCCAUGAAUACACAGAUCACACUCGCCAAUGGCAAAUGUAAUGAUUGCUUCUAAAGACAGAAAAUGCUGAUGUGUGGAUGACUAAAUGGUCACAAUCCAGGAGGCUGCACAGAAGACCCUGCGGCCAGGAGAGGCCUUGUCAAUGGGCAUUUCUCGCCCCGAGCCCCAGAUGGUCACUCUGGGGAGGGGUCCUGUACAAUGUUCCUAUCUGGGAGCCCCACUGACGUCCCUCCAGGUACUGUCACAAGGUGUCUUGCACAGUGGCUCUCUCCAGGCCAAAUGAAGCCUAUACUUUUGCCAGGGUGAAAAAAUCCCUCAUUCACUUUUGGUUUUAUUCCCCUGAUAGAGUUCCAUACAGGCAAAGUAGGGAUAUUUUCAUAUCAUCCUACUUCUCAGCAUUUUAGUUUCCAAUAUUCUGCAUUUCAUUUGUGUAUCUCCUGAAACAACGAAAUGGAAAAUAUAAGAAUUUAUAAUCUGGAAAAAAAUUCUCUGAGGAAUCAAUUAAAGCUGGGUUCUCCUA
Molecule: messenger RNA, 3440 nt
Organism: Mesoplodon densirostris (Blainville's beaked whale)
Lineage: Eukaryota; Metazoa; Chordata; Mammalia; Artiodactyla; Ziphiidae
Gene: FAM114A1
Product: family with sequence similarity 114 member A1
Exons: 15
Coding region: 1-1992 (663 amino acids)
Source: RefSeq, a predicted model, not a curated record